GAGGCGCAGCACCAAAUACGUGAAACAUACGCGUCUCCUGAGGGGUUCAAAAACCAGACAUUCCUUUCCUUCUUGACCUUCUCCAUUCUUUACACUCUUACCCGCACUCGUUCAACGCAAACCAUCCACCAUGGCACCAACACCUGCCUCCAUCCCUCGCGCCAUCUUCGUCGAAUAUGCCAAACGCGCAGUCGUCGCAGCAGGCCCAGAGAUGGCGAGGCUGUCAGCUCGUGGUCUGUCCGUGAACCACACGCAAGGAAUAACGCUGGGCAUAAUUGUUCUCUACAUCGCAGUCAUCGCGCUCCUUUGGAACAUACCUUAUGUCAAGUACUCGCUUUGGCCCUUCAAGAUGCUCGUCAUAGCCUUCCACGAAUUCGGUCACGCUAUAACAGCCUGCUGCACCGGUGGCCGUGUGAAAUCCAUCUCCCUCGACCCGCGCGAAGGCGGCGUAACACACAUGGUCGGUGGGAUCUCUGCCGUUACCCUCCCAGCCGGCUACCUGGGCUCCUCAUUAAUCGGCGCACUCCUCAUAUUCUGCGGAUUCGAUAUUGUUGCUAGCAAGAUAGCGAGUAUCGCCCUAGGAGUCUGCUUUCUGUUGACAUUGUGGUGGGCACGCAAGGAUUGGCUGACGAUUAUAACCAUAUUGAUGGCGGUGGGACUGCUGGUUGGCUGUUGGUUUAUCAAGCAUGCUGAGCCGUUGAAGUAUGUGGUGUUGUUUAUUGGGGUUAUGAGCAGCUUGUACUCGGUUUGGGAUAUUUGUGAUGACCUUAUCCUACGGAAAGUCAACGAGUCCGACGCGAGCGUUUUCGCGCAGAGAUACGGUGGUUCAAGCCAGUGCUGGGGCGUCAUUUGGUCGAUUGUCAGUCUGGUCUUCAUGAUUGGGGGUAUCAUUGCGGGACUUGCGGCCUUCCCGGAGAGUGCGUCGCAGCAGGAGGACGACUCGAAGAAGUUUAUUCCUACUCGUUGAAAAGCCUCGGUGAUGGGUAUCCGGGGGGGGGACCUGCACUGGAAUUGCAGCCGGUCGCUGCUGGGAUACUGAACAGGGUAAAUGGGCAAAAUUGAUUGAACCAACACAUCACCCCGGUGACCGGGAACCAGGGACUUCCCUCGACUGGUUCGGUUCUGUGGCUCAACAAAGUUGGGAAUGACAAGACAUAGUGGACAAUGGUUUGACGCCAAAGAUUGGAAACUGCAGAAAAACGGACUCCGAGUUGAGCCCAGCCGGCAUGGGCACGGUUCGCACGAGAAGAGGGCUAGCCUGAGAAAGCUGCGUUUGUGUGGUUGUUGAUGAAGGAGAAUUGUUGCGAAAAAGAGAUGCCCAACCAGCAGUCUAUUCUUGCUUGAUCUUGCGUUGCUUCCUCGCGUUAGAUACCCAUUCAAAAGAAGUAUGAAGCAUGAUUCAGUCCAUAAGAAGUACAAUUCUUAC
This is a messenger RNA of Hyaloscypha bicolor E, 1426 nucleotides long. RefSeq lists its product as uncharacterized. Bases 131 to 967 code for a protein of 278 amino acids. The transcript has 3 exons. The record is from RefSeq and is a predicted model, not a curated record. Gene Ontology annotation, molecular function: metalloendopeptidase activity; ATP binding; ATP-dependent peptidase activity. Gene Ontology annotation, biological process: proteolysis. Lineage: Eukaryota; Fungi; Ascomycota; Leotiomycetes; Helotiales; Hyaloscyphaceae.